Molecule: messenger RNA, 1653 nt
Organism: Wyeomyia smithii (pitcher-plant mosquito)
Lineage: Eukaryota; Metazoa; Arthropoda; Insecta; Diptera; Culicidae
Exons: 1
Coding region: 1-1653 (550 amino acids)
Biological process (GO): DNA integration
Molecular function (GO): nucleic acid binding
Source: RefSeq, a predicted model, not a curated record
AUGGCCUGUGUGUUUAGAUUUGUCAGUAACUGCAAAAAGAUUAUAACAGGAGAGCCUAUUGAACUCGUAAAGGCAACCGCAGGGCAGCUGAAAUUAGUUAUGCCGCACACAAAACCGACAAAGCGUCUGCCUCUUACGCAGGAAGAACUACUUAAAGCAGAAACAUAUCUUUUUAAAAUGAUACAAGCAGAGGCAUACGGUGGAGAUCUCAAGGUACUAUUGCACAACAAGGAGAAGCCAGUUUCUCAGUGGCUAACAGUAGAAACCUCGAGUCCCUUGUAUAAAUUGGCCCCUCUAAUCGACGAACGUGGGCUGGUACGAAUGGAAGGUAGAACGAAGAAUGCUUCCUUUCUGCCGUUUGACCUUCGUUUCCCGAUAGUAUUGCCGAAAGAUCAUCCAGUGACAGCUAAGCUCAUUCAUCAUUACCAUGAGAAGUUCGGUCACGGUUACAGGGAAACAGUAAAAAACGAACUUAAGCAACGGUUUUAUAUUGCGUCGAUAAGCAGAUUGGUGCCGAGAGUUGCAAAAGAUUGCAUGUGGUGUAAAGUCAAACGCAAUCGUCCAGUGACACCGAGGAUGGCACCGUUACCCAUCCAGAGAUUAAUCCCGUUUCAACGUCCGUUUAGCUUUGUUGGGAUCGACUAUUUAGGGCCUUUCGAGGUAUCUGUCAAUCGACGAAAGGAAAAGCGCUGGAUUGUUUUGUUUACGUGUAUGGUGGUGAGAGCUAUCCAUCUAGAGAUCGCACAUAGCUUAACCACCCAGGCUUGUUUGAUGUCUAUUAGAAGAUUCAUUUGUCGCCGGGGACCACCUCUGGAAAUUUUCUCCGAUAACGGCACGAACCUGAAAGGAGCAAGCAAAGAAUUAGCGAGAAUUAUUUGUGCAAUAAACGAAGAUUGCGGCAGCGAAUUAACAACUACUCGAACUAAAUGGAACUUCAAUCCUCCUGCCGCUCCGCAUAUGGGGGGCGUGUGGGAGCGCUUAGUGAGAUCCACUAAAGAAGCGUUGGCGGUAAUCGACGAAGGAGGCCGAUUAACCGAUGAAGUUCUGCUAACAUCGAUUUGCGAAGUAGAAGAUAUGAUAAAUUCACGGCCAUUGACCUACGUAUCACAAGAAGCCGAUGAGAUUGACACGCUGACACCAAACCAUUUUCUCAGAGGUGUAGCACCAAAUGAACCUGUGUUGACUCCACCGCCACCCUGUGCUGCCGAAGCACUCCGGAGCAACUAUCAUCGAUCGCAGCAAUUAGCAACGGAGAUGUGGAACCGAUGGUUAAAGGAAUAUAUACCUUCCGUGAACCGAAUGACCAGGUGGUAUGGAGAAGCGAAACCGUUACGAGCAGGAGAUUUAGUCUAUAUAGUGGAGGGGACUAAACGUAAGUUAUGUGUGCGCGGGGUAGUUCAAGAACCGAUAAUCGCCAGCGACGGGCGCAUUCGACAAGCAUGGAUCAAGACGAACAGUGGCGUUUUUAAAAGAGCUACAGCUGUGUUGGCUGUUCUAGAGAUAGAUGAUGGUAACACCGGGCCGACAACAGAAUCGGACCCAGAAUUACGGACCGGGGAAAUGUUGCGAACAGCCCCCCGAUCGGGCGAAAACGAUACAUUUGGCAACACUAGGCGAGAAAGAGGCACUGAGAAACAGGAAGAGAACAUGUAA